Laccaria bicolor S238N-H82 is the source of this 1055-nucleotide messenger RNA. RefSeq names its product serine/threonine specific protein phosphatase. Gene Ontology annotation, cellular component: nucleus; cytoplasm. Bases 49 to 963 code for a protein of 304 amino acids. The record is from RefSeq and is a predicted model, not a curated record. Lineage: Eukaryota; Fungi; Basidiomycota; Agaricomycetes; Agaricales; Hydnangiaceae. Gene Ontology annotation, molecular function: protein serine/threonine phosphatase activity. Gene Ontology annotation, biological process: peptidyl-serine dephosphorylation; double-strand break repair via homologous recombination. The transcript has 8 exons.
AUCUCGACGACGACGACAACGACGACGAACUAGCCACCGCCAACUGCCAUGAGCGACUUGGACAGACAAAUCGAACAACUCACGCGGUGCGAACCCAUCUCGGAGGAACAAGUCAAGCGGCUUUGUUUGAAAGCUAGGGAGAUACUUAUAGAAGAGGGGAAUGUCCAGGUUGUUGAUUCGCCUGUUACAAUAUGUGGCGAUAUACAUGGCCAGUUCUUUGAUAUGAUGGAACUCUUCAAAGUCGGUGGGUUCUGCCCGGAGACGAACUAUCUAUUCAUGGGCGACUUCGUAGACAGAGGCUUCUACUCCGUCGAAACCUUCCUCCUCCUCCUAGCUCUAAAAGUCCGCUACCCAGACCGCAUAACCCUCAUAAGGGGGAACCACGAAUCACGCCAGAUUACACAGGUCUACGGGUUCUACGAUGAGUGUCAGAGGAAGUAUGGGAGCAGUAAUGUGUGGAGGUGGUGUUGUGAGGUGUUUGAUUACCUUGCGCUUGGUGCGAUUGUGGAUGGCGCGGUGUUUUGUGUGCAUGGCGGGUUGAGUCCGAAUUUGCAGGGGAUUGAUCAGAUUCGCGCUAUUGAUAGGAAACAAGAAGUUCCACAUGACGGGCCGAUGUGUGAUCUUUUGUGGUCGGAUCCAGACGAUAUUACAGGAUGGGGUCUCUCUCCCCGGGGAGCGGGAUUUCUUUUUGGCGCGGACAUAACGAAAAAAUUUGCACAUAAUAACGGCAUUGAUCUUAUUGCUCGAGCCCACCAACUUGCGAUGGAAGGGUAUAAACUCAUGUUCGAUCAGACGAUCGUCACCGUCUGGAGCGCACCCAAUUACUGCUAUCGGUGCGGCAACGUCGCGUCCAUAUUGGAAUUAGACGAGCACCUCGCUCAGGAAUACAAAGUAUUCAGCCACGCGCCCCUUGACGUGAGAUCAAUACCUGCAAAACGUCCUCCUGCAGAUUACUUCUUGUAGAUCAUCACCCAUAUUUGUAGUAGCAUAUGUAUUCUGUCUUGUGCCUUUUGUCUACAUAGGCUAGGACCCCUGAAAGUACCCUUGGAACCCAG